Messenger RNA from Drosophila arizonae, 1007 nucleotides. RefSeq lists its product as uncharacterized. Lineage: Eukaryota; Metazoa; Arthropoda; Insecta; Diptera; Drosophilidae. The record is from RefSeq and is a predicted model, not a curated record.
GUCAAAUGAAGUCGUUUGGCCUCCGCACAUAAACAACAAGUUUUCUUAGCCUCUUACAGAAUAGGGCUUCCAGCUGGCUGAGCAGGCGUCCAAUCGUGGUCCAAUUGGCGGCCACAAUAUGUCCAGAGCGCUUCUCACGCUCGCCUAUUUAGUGCUCACCUAUUGCUCCAUUGUCUUCACGGCUUGCGUCAACAACGUGACUGGCACUUCCACCACUGGCAGCUCGACCGCAUCGGGACCCAACUCCGCGGGCAGCCUGAGCACCUCGCUGACCAGUGGCGGGCACAUACAUCGCACCGCAGCGGCCAUUGAGCGGGUGAACAAGCUCUGGUGCUAUGCCUGCGACACCAUGGACGAUGGACCGGGCUGUGUGGAUGUGCUCGAACGGAAUGACACGUCCAUGAUGAAGAAAUGCCAGGGCGAAGAGUUCAUUUGCAUGGUCAAACGCUUCUCGUACACUACGAGCACUGAGAACUCAACGAGCUCGCCCAAGAUGUGGUCGUUGGAUCGUCGCUGUACUGUGAACUGUGAGCCCGGUUGCAUUGUGAUUGGGGAGCGCACUAAGCUCUAUGCGUGCACCUCCUGUUGCGAGGAGUCCUUUUGCAAUACGGGCAGAGGUGGCGCCGCUGGCAUCUUCCAUCGUGAGGCAACGGGCAUUGGCACGCGGCUCUUUUGGCUUGCUGCCCCAUGUCUGGUCAACAUAUCGCUAAUGCUCUACAAACGGCAUGCCGGCCACGCGCUCAUCCAACUGCAGUAGUACCUCGAAAAUGGAAUUUAGCCGAUUUAAACUCUUCACUUGCUCCAAUCCAAAUCCAAAGCAAACAACUAGCCAAACGAGUUUAUCUGCUCCCUUAAAACACUAUUUUACCUAGUCAUAGAUUAAGAUAUAAUACUACGAACUAUUUACUGUGCACAGCCUGCGCCCUUCACGAUCUGUGCUUGUGUACAUCUUGUUAGCCCAAAGAUUAAGGUGUGAUAAUAAAUGAAUCCAAGUGUCAAAGUGUGAA